UUUUCUGGAAAAGAAGGAGAAGAAAGAAAGACAACAGCACCCGAAAAACAACACCCUCACACAACGAAGCCUCCCAUUUCAGGGCAGCCAGCAAGACUCGUUUCAGCAGAUCUGACUAGGGUUUUUGGGGGGUUUUCAGACAUUGCAUGCAUAUGGGAAUUAAAUGUGAUUGCAAUAGCACAGUGGUUGUCUUGGACCCUUUAAAAAGCCCCCUCUAAUUUCUAAUGCUGAUGUUCCGCCAAAAGGAUUGAAGAAGCGAGGUAAGGCAGCAAAGAAACCUAGCACAUCAGAGGAUUUCUGGAUCACCAGCACGCAUGAUAUGGACAACAGUGCGGUUCACUCACAGGGAAGCAUUUCAUCAGCCAGUAUAACCAAUCAACCUGCAGAUUCUCAUGGUCCUUCAUUCAACCCUACUGAAUUUGUGAAUCAUGGUCUUAUCCUUUGGAAUCAGACCCGGCAAAGUUGGAUCGGAAAUAAAAGGUCUGAGAACAGAACCGAACAGUCACGAGAACCAAAAGUGAGUUGGAAUGCAACAUAUGAAAGUUUAUUGGGUGGCAACAAGCCUUUCCCCCAGCAUAUUCCUCUUGCGGAAAUGGUAGAUUUUCUUGUGGACAUCUGGGAACAAGAUGGUCUGUAUGACUAACCUAUACAAGACUGUAGGAGUGUAAGUUGGUUUGAUCAUUACAAUAAUUAUAGUUCUUUCUUCUGAAAGAAGAGGAAAAUUGGGCAUACUUGCAGUUUGUAACUUUGUAUAUCUGUUGUAACAUCAUCUUUCAGUUGACAAUGACAAAGAGUUUUAUUAUAAUUUU
Molecule: messenger RNA, 809 nt
Organism: Vigna radiata var. radiata (mung bean)
Lineage: Eukaryota; Viridiplantae; Streptophyta; Magnoliopsida; Fabales; Fabaceae
Exons: 6
Coding region: 320-643 (107 amino acids)
Source: RefSeq, a predicted model, not a curated record